AAUUGCUCUCUCAAUUUCUCUCUCCUCCCGCUUCUGCUUCUCUCCCUUAACAAGAACCAUGAGCUCCUCCGAUGGCGGCUCCUCUAGGGUUUCGAUUCCUUACCAUCUCCGCAAAACCCUUCAGAAAAUCAGAGAGUAUACCGGAAAGCAGCACUCGGAUGAGGAUAUCUUUGCCGUCUAUAAGGAUUCCUUCAAUGAUCCUCAUGAGACCGCUCAGAAGCUCCUCUUCUUAGAUACAUUUCAUGAGGUGAGAAGUAAAAGGGAGAAAAAGAAGGAGCCUAUAGUGCCAGUUACACAACCAAGUGGCAGAGGUGGUCGGAGGAACUUUGCUUCAAGUAACUCUUAUCAAGGUAGUGGAAGAAAUGCUUCUUUUAAAAGGGAAAAUGGAGCUAAUCAUGUAACAAGAGGUUCUAGAACUGCUCAGCCUGCCACUAACAAAGCAAGCAACAUCACAGUACCUAAUGAAACAAAGGUUUCUGGUCCUGCUAGUAUUCCGAGUGAGGUCAGCAAUCAUAAAGCUCAAGAUGAUCCUUCUUUGAUUUCUGCUUCACGUUGCAGUAGCAAGUCAGAUCAAGCCAUUGAAAUUGAGACUGCGUCCAAACAAGGCAAAAAUCAAUCGCUUCCUAAGCCAGAUGUUAGCGAACAGUCACACGUAACAUUCCCUUUCCACCUUCAGGUUGCCAAAGGACUGCAAAAUGGUCUGACGUUUGGCAGUUUUGAUUCCAAUUUUGUGAAAGAGGUAUCUUCUAGCAAUGGUGCUAGUGGGGGAUAUGACUCAAAUUUUGAGUCUUCUCACGGGACAGGGGAUGAUGAGAGGGAAUCUUCUCCCACUACCAAUGGUAUUACUGGGGUUGCUUCGGCUAGAGAAGAAACAUCAACAGUUUCUGAAGAUAAGGAUUAUGGGAUAUCAAAUUCUGCAACUGGAGCUGAGCCUGUGGUGCACUCGGAUCACAUUGUCCCACCUGUAGAAGAAGUACCGAAGGAGGAAGCUUUAUCAAACACAGAAACUCAUCAAAUUGCUUAUGGUCAAGAAGCUCCACUCAGUGUGUUUGGUCUUGUCCCCUCGUUGUCAGCAAUAGGCCAACCCGUUAACACAGAAGCAGCGGAGACUCAGCCCGGAAAUUCCAACUCUCCACCUAUUUCAUUAGUAUCAUAUCCUCCAGAUCAGAGCUCCAUAGCAGCAGCCACUCAACAGACAAAUUUUCUUAGGCAGCAAUACCCUCCCAAUUUCUUCCCUUACGGCUAUUACUCACCGUAUUAUAUGCCACCGCCGUACAUUCACCAGUUCUUGAGCCCAAACGGGAUCCCUCAGCAGUCUUAUUUUCCACAAGGAGCUGCUCUAACAGCACCUUCUCAUGCAAAACCAGUUGACAACACUGAAAACCCUCCCACCACAAACCCUUACCUACACACUUCUCCCAUGGUUGCUAGCAGCAUCCCAUCUACAACCACCUUAAAUUCUAUCCAUAGUGAAGAAAAGGCAUCUCACCUGACUGAAAGUGCAGCUGCAUGGAUUGGGCAGGGAUUUGGCAACCUGCAGGUGAAUCCAAUGUAUAACCUAGCAUACCAAGGUCAGCCACUUGGUUUUCCAGUCGUGCAGGCUGGUCAUGGUGGCCUCAUGGGAAUGCACCAACCAACACAGCCCAUGGCAGCUGCUUCAACUACAUAUCAGACCUUACCACCACCGCCACACACAACAACGGCUAUGGGUGAACCCAUAGGACACCCGCACAUUGCUUAUCAGCAACCUCAAGCUGCUCUAACGAAUUGGGUUAACAACUAUUAGGUCAAGGGGAAGCAGCUAUAAAGAUACACAUCAAAUGCGUAAAAGAGAUGUAGAAGUCUGGAUUUUUGGGUGUAAAUACUUAGGAACCAUCAUCCCCAGAGAAAUUUAGGUUGACAAUUACAAGAGGGAAGAAAGAUGUGCAUCAAUGUAGCAAACCUUUUACCUUAUUUUUUGUUGUGAGACUAUACAGAAAAUACAUAAAGAAUGUUUGGGAAGAUCCUUUUGGAAACGUUUUUUGAAGCUGUGACUGCUCUCUAUAUGCCUGCCUAGUUUGUCUCUCUAUUCCUAGCUUUUUACAAACUAUUUGCUGUGACUUAGCUGAAUCAGCUUUAGGCUCUCUUUA
Arabidopsis thaliana (thale cress) is the source of this 2129-nucleotide messenger RNA. RefSeq names its product lysine-specific demethylase, putative (DUF1296). Gene Ontology annotation, cellular component: nucleus. NCBI's taxonomy places the organism in Eukaryota, Viridiplantae, Streptophyta, Magnoliopsida, Brassicales, Brassicaceae. The transcript is spliced from 9 exons. The record is from RefSeq and is marked reviewed. The coding region runs from base 59 to 1786 and encodes 575 amino acids.